Messenger RNA from Oryza sativa Japonica Group (Japanese rice), 2829 nucleotides. RefSeq lists its product as uncharacterized. NCBI's taxonomy places the organism in Eukaryota, Viridiplantae, Streptophyta, Magnoliopsida, Poales, Poaceae. The record is from RefSeq and is a predicted model, not a curated record.
UUAGUCAAGACACAUGCUUUGAAAGCCAGGUGAUCAAUCAACAGCUACUCUAUAAAUGAGGCAUCCAAGCUCAUCAUCUAACCACACAAACACAAACCGACAGAUCAUUAAGUGAAGAACAUCUCUUUGUUCUUUCUUUGGACAGAUCGGAAUGGGGAAGAGCCGCGGCAGCAUCGCUUUCUUCGGCACCUACAGGCCACCGGUGCCCCUGGAUAUCUUCUCCUGCCCCGCUAAUCCGCCGCCGCAGUCUGCCAAGGACGAGCUGCUCCUCACCGACGGGGAGUCAUACAACCAGAACGGGCAGCCCAUCCCAGCAGCGGCGCUCAAAGAGCUCCUGACGUUCUUGGGCAAGAAGAACCCGAAGCUGGCGUCGGAGUGCGGCGCCACCCCGGAGGACGCGGAGAAAGGCCGCGUCACCGGCCUGGUGUUCGUCUCCGAGAGGGACAGGGGCCUGGAGACGCUGCACGUGGCUUUGCGCUUCGUCGCCGGCGGCAAGCAGGUCAAGGUGCUGAGCCUGGGCAACAUCUACGGUGCCGACACCUUCGGCGGAGUGCGCAUGGAGGACAGCGGCUGCGUCGCUGGCGGCUUCAAAGUUGGGCGUACCACCGUCGGCCACUCCCUGGUGUACGUGUCCACCAAGGCGCCGGUGAAAGCACGGCGCACCCCGUGGACCGUGGUGUACAGAACCGACCUCGCCGACGGCAAGACCGAGCGCCUGACGCCGCUGGGCCAGUACGAUCUGAGCCCGGCGGUGUCGCCGUCCGGGAAGAUGGUGGCGGUGGCCAACUUCCAGCAGAACAGGUGGAACGGCGAGAUCGAGAACCUCAAGACGGACAUUGUGGUCAUGAACGUGGACAAACGAGCGCAGGGCCGCAGCGACCGCAAGGUGCUCAUCAAGGACGGCGGCUGGCCGACGUGGGGCAGCGACAACGUGAUCUUCUUCCACCGAGGCUUCGACACCACGCCGCCCUCCAACACCGCCAGGUGGGGCGUCUUCCGGUUCGACAUCGCCGCUGGCAAGGAGGAACGCGUGACGGAUGAGAGCAUCGAUGCCAUGACUCCGGCGGCCAUCAGCGAGACCCAGGUGGCCGUGGCGACCGUCCGCGAGAAGUCCAAGCAGGUCCUCAUGAAGGUGGAGCGCGUGGUGACGCAGUACAGGCACAUCGAGAUCUUCGACACGGCCUCCAAGACGUCGGUGCCCAUCACCCAGAAGACGAGGCCUGAAGGGGACCACUACAACCCCUUCGUGCUCGACGGAGGAACACGCGUGGGCUACCACCGCUGUCGAACCGACAAGCUACUCAAGGUCCAAAACCAAAAGAGUACUCCGACGACAAGCAUCCAGAGGAGGUUCGACAAGGUGCAGCCCCCGGAGUCGCACGCCGACGUGGGGCUCUUCAGGGUGACCGGCGUGUUCCCGUCCGUCUCCAAGAACGGCAAGAAGCUGGCGUUCGUGGACAACGAGUUCAAGGCCGUGUGGCUCGCCGACGGCAGGGGCCUCCGCGUGGUGUACAAGGUGAGGGCCACCAAGAGCGUCUUCUCCACGUCGUGGAACCAGAACGACGACCUGGACACGCUCUACGUCUGCGAGGGGCCGGCCUUCUCGAUCGACAAGCCGGUGCAGAUCAUGAGGAUCCCCAACGUGUCCCGGGAGGACUACGAGAACAUGGAGACGUUCCCGCUCACCGACGAGGAGUACAACUGCGCGUUCCCGUCCACCAACGCUGAGGGCACCAAGCUCGUGUUCCGGUCAAGCAGGAACAGGGUGGCCGGAGGGGAGAGGCAGCACAAGAACCUCUACAUCAUAGACGCGGAGAAGGGGGAGGCCGCCGGUGUGGUCCCGCUCACCGACGGCCCCUGGACCGACACCCACUGCAGCUGGUCGCCGCGGGAGGGCUGCGACUGGAUCGUCUUCUCCUCCACCGGCAGGCCCGAGAAAGACAUAGUCAAGGGCAAGGACGAGCCGGAGAAGGACCACGGCUUGGACCCAGGCUACUUCGCCGUGUACCUGGUGAACGCCAAAGACAUCAAGAAGGGCGAGGUGCCGGUGCCCGUGCGGGUGAUCCACAGCGCGCCCACUAUCGCCGGGCACAUCAACCACCCCGUGUUCAGCCCGGACAUGAAGAGCAUCGUCUUCGCCGCCGACCUCGCCGCGGUCUCCGCCGACCCCAUCUCCAUGCCCCACUUCACGCACUCGGUCAGGCCCUACGGAGACAUCUUCUCCGUCAACCUGCGUGACACCACGGACAUGGCCAAGAACAGGGACAUCCAGGAGUUCCACCGCAUCACGCACAGCCGCUACGAGUACUCCACGCCGACAUGGACCGGCAUUGCCGACGACGAGGAGGACCCCAACGCCAAGUGGAAGAUGCUGGAGAGCCUGCCCAACUUCACGCCGUGGUGCCCGUACGCGCGCGGCGAAGCCGGCGAGAAAGAGGGUUGGCACAUGACCGGACACCUCACCAUCCAAAAGCGGUGCUGCUGAAGGAAGCUGAUGAUCAGGCUAUUGACGUUGUUACUUCAGCUGUGGCCCCAAGGUGUUCCAGACUGUGGCUUUUGCAACGGCUGGAUGAAUAAGUCAGUUUUGAGUUUGUUAUGCGUGCACGAGAGAUGUGGCGAGCUGCAGGAGUUGGCGACCGCGUCAGGUCGUGCGUUGUGGGCGUGAGUUUUGCGCGGCGUUGAAUCCAGGAGUUCCGGAUCGUGGGAUGGCGCGAUUUGAGCCUAGGAUUCCUUUUUCUGUUUAUGGAGUAUAAGUAGCAGAAUAGCUAAAUUUCCAUUUGUAAGUUUCUUUAUUCAGUUGAAUGAAAUCUACAGAAAAUUCCACACGCA